Rhipicephalus sanguineus (brown dog tick) is the source of this 1111-nucleotide messenger RNA. RefSeq names its product lactosylceramide 4-alpha-galactosyltransferase. NCBI's taxonomy places the organism in Eukaryota, Metazoa, Arthropoda, Arachnida, Ixodida, Ixodidae. The transcript is spliced from 7 exons. Gene Ontology annotation, molecular function: hexosyltransferase activity. The record is from RefSeq and is a predicted model, not a curated record. The coding region runs from base 236 to 1111 and encodes 291 amino acids. Gene Ontology annotation, biological process: glycosphingolipid biosynthetic process.
CGUCUGAAAGUGCAGUCUUCGCUCUCGCUUGUGCACGUACUCUUCAACGUUCAGCUUAGUGUAAAGCGAUGCUCUGGAAGAUUGCGGCAAACAGGAGAUCUGCGUGUUGCAGCGACCGUGGAUUUUUAAGCUUAAUGGUAUUACCAGGGUUGCCGAUUUAACUCGCAAGAGCGUAGGAAGUAUUUUUUUGUUACAUCCAGCGCUGCCGUGAAAUGACAUUGUGCGUUCGGACGCCAUGGGGCCGAUUUUCAUCUGUCAGCACCACAGAAGCUCCGACUUAACAGCCCUCAUCACGCUGGUUUUCUUUGUAUUGCUAACGGUCACACUCAGUGCAAGACAUCUCGGCUACGACCCACGCGCACUCCUGUCCGGUGGUUCUGGUGGUUUUCGACAGCAAUGUUUGGGCGAGCAAGAUCAACGAAAAGGCUUCGAGCGAUAUGUCAACCUGAACGAGUCCACGAAAAACAUAUUCUUUCUUGAGACUGCCGGCGCUUCGUGCAUCAACGAACGAGCGGCUUGCUCCAUCGAAUCCGCAGCUCUUCGGCAUCCCUACUACACCGUCUGGCUCCUCACCAUUCUGGACAUGCGAGACUGCAGGCCCCUGAGGAACUUGCAACAGCUGCCAAACUUCCGACUGCUUAACAUCAACCUAAACUCAAUGGUCAAGGACAGUGUUCUCGUGCACUGGUAUCUCAAGGAUGACUGGAACCAUAGUCCCUUUCGUGUCAACCAUUUGAGCGACGCCUUGAGGCUGCUCGUGCUGUGGAAGUACGGUGGGGUCUAUGCCGACAUGGACGUCCUGACCCUCAAGAGCUUCAGUGAACUACGGAACGUCGUCGCUCGAGAGCUCUUCCCUGACGUAGGCAACAGCGUGAUGGUCUUCGACAAGGGUCAUCCCUUCCUUUCGCGUUGUCUUCAAGAAUUCAGUAGCACGUACAAGGCGCGCAAGUGGGCCCACAACGGCCCCAGGCUUCUCGAGCGUGUGCUGUCUUGGUUCUGCCCGAGGAACCUUCUCGGCAAGGUGCCCCUUGUCCCUGAUAGCAAAGCCAUGAAGCUGGCAGGACCGCCCUGGAACACAACAUGCCUGGUACGGACCCAAAACCGUGCUUAG